AUGCCUGCUCCGGGCGAUCAACACACGACCGUGACGAACCCUUUCGAGGAGCCGCGUCAGCGAGUUUCAGAAUGGGCCGCCAAGGACAUUGCUACUAUUGCUGCGAAGCUUGAUAAGCAGCUUGGUCCUGAAUACAUCUCUGCUCGUGCAGGUCCUGGUGGCACCAAGGUUCACUACCUCACCGCCGAGAAGUGCAUCACGUUGGCAAACGAGGUAUUUGGCUUCAACGGAUGGUCAUCCUCGAUCCAAAAUAUUCAGGUCGAUUUCGCCGACGAGAACCCCCAGACGCAGCGUGUCAGCAUCGGCUUGUCCGUCAUUGUGCGAGUUACUCUACGAGAUGGCACAUACCACGAAGACAUCGGGUACGGAUCGAUUGAGAAUGCAAAGGGAAAGGCGAUGGCCUUUGAAAAGGCUAAGAAGGAGGGUACAACCGAUGGACUGAAGCGCGCCCUGAGAAACUUUGGCAACGUCCUGGGCAACUGCAUCUACGACAAGGACUAUGUGAAGCAAGUCACAAAAGUGAAGGCUGAGCCGGUCAAGAAGUUUGACCAAGACAACCUUCAUCGUCACUCAGACUUUAUCAAGCGCGAUGCUCCAAAGAUCGAGCCCGUGGCACCUGCCCCCCCUGCGGCUCCUACGACGACAAUCGUCAAGACCGAGCCCGCGCUCCCCAUGUCGGAGUCAUUUGAUGAUUAUCUCGGAGAGCUCGACGAGGCCGACUUCUGCGUGCCAGAAGAUGGGCACCCGGACGAAAUCAUGUUGUCCACAACGAUCUUGGGCCAGGGUUCAACAUCGAACUCGACAUCGAACUCAGCGUCAAAUCCGACGUCAAACAAUGCGCCUCAACGAAUUCAGCAGCAACCUAACAGGUCGAUUUCUGCUGGACCUGCGAGCCGCCCACCGCAGACCCCGAACCAAGGGCACCAACGCCCUGACGCCUCGAACGGAGGUCCAGCCGGAUUUUCAAACCGUCCCCAGCCUGGAGUUAGCGGUCGAACAACUCCGAACCAGAACGGAAACCCUCGACCGCCACCCAACGCGCCUCAAAACAUCCCCGAAACUGUAGGGUUCUUUUCUGCCAAGGCCGUCAACCAGCUCCCCGAGUCUACGCUGCAAGGGUCGACUAAUGCUCGCCUUGCGGUACCACAUGGCCAACAAGCCUUCAACCCCAAAGCAGAAAGCCCGUCCAUCCGGAAGACUCCAGGUAUCGACCACAACUCAUCCAAGCCUGUCGGAAGGAACGGUCAGCACGUUCCCCCAUCUAGCAGCCAGGCGAGCCGUGCGCCCCAUUCCAACACGAGCAGCUUCACCCCUGUGCGCCCAUCCAUGCCGAGCUCUCAGAGCUCCCGGGGAAAUGUCGUGAACCCUUCGCUAGAUCAUACUCGACGAAUUGGUGCACCAGGUGGCUCGGGUAGUCCCUUGGCUAACCGAGGAUCGUACCGACCACCAACGAUAAAACGACCGGCGCCUGCUGACGGAAGACCUCCUUUGGCUGAUCUCCCUGCGAACGGCAGUGGAUCGGCAGGCGCUUCUACGGUGAAUGGUGUGGAUUCAAAGAGGCAGAAGAUGGCGUAG
Messenger RNA from Fusarium keratoplasticum, 1575 nucleotides. RefSeq lists its product as uncharacterized. Lineage: Eukaryota; Fungi; Ascomycota; Sordariomycetes; Hypocreales; Nectriaceae. Gene Ontology annotation, cellular component: nucleus. Gene Ontology annotation, biological process: mitotic recombination; DNA recombinase assembly; double-strand break repair via homologous recombination. The record is from RefSeq and is a predicted model, not a curated record. Bases 1 to 1575 code for a protein of 524 amino acids. The transcript has 3 exons.